Messenger RNA from Styela clava, 4549 nucleotides. The record is from RefSeq and is a predicted model, not a curated record. Lineage: Eukaryota; Metazoa; Chordata; Ascidiacea; Stolidobranchia; Styelidae.
UAUUUGUUAGAUACAUAAGAAGUCAACAUGACGGUGUCUAAUUGUUUAAUACCAUUGGUAAUAAUUUUAUCAAUUCUAUGCGUUCCAUCUCAUGCAAAUGUUUUGAGACAAAGGCCAAAUGAUUGGCCAACUUACCAACAUGAAGCUUCCACUACAUAUCGAGUUCAGUUAUGCUUCAAAUGCCCUCCAGGAUUUUUCAUGGUUGAACAAUGUGAAUUUACAAGAGAUACUUCGAAAAAUCCAGGACAAUCAGUGUGUCUUCCUUGUCCUUCAGGACAGUUUUCUCAAAGAUGGAAUACGGAUGGACAUUGUUGGGAUCAUGACACUUGUUCAAACGACCAGGACCAAAUAUAUAGUGGAGGAAGCACAGGACCGACUAAGUGUGUUUGUGGGCCUUCAAAGUUGGUCGAAAAUGGAAGAUGCAUUGAUGGAAUUUCAAAGACGAAACAUGAUUCACUGAUGAAUAAACAAAAGAUGGAAUAUCUUGUGAAAUUGAACGAACAAUCUUUAAGGCAUCUCCGAGCGAUCAGUACUAAAACAACAACGACAACAACUAUGAAAGCCAUUACCGAAGGAACAACAGUGGAAGCUCCACUUGAAGUUCCUUGUAGAAGAGAUGAUGGUAUAUCGUUAUCUGAAAUUGAAGUGUCACCCGCAGUUAAAGAAGAAUCAAACUCUUCCACAGUUCUGUUUGUGGUUUUAUGUGUGGCACUAAUAAUAAUCAUUACAAUAUUAACUGUUAUGUUAACAUUCAAGCACAAACAAUGUAAUGAGUUACAAAAGGACGGUGAGAAAAAGCUUCUGGACAAAGGUGCAUACCAGAAAGUAUCUGAGGGAUCCCGGGGUUCCGAUUCUCGUGAAGAUAUUACCCCAACAGAUUCAAAGACAAGUGUUCAAAAAUCUGCAAAGAAGAUUGAACAUAUUAUUGAAGGAGAUUUAAAAGUUGAAGAUGAAAUUUCUCCAAAAAACAAAACGAAUGAAGAACAAGGAGAGACGAAGCAUCUUGACAUUGUUGAUGGACUUCCAAAUUUGAUGGGAAAAGCAGAUCGAGAGCAAGCCCAGGAUACAAAUGUUGUACGUGGCGUGGAUGUGAAAGAUAAAUGGGACGAAGUUUCUCGUAUCUUUGAACAUCGAAUUUUGACAAAAGAUGACCGUUAUCUCUUAUCACGUCAUGUUUUGCAACUUCACACAGAUAUUCUCAACAAAAUUAAUAAUAUGGGUAUUGACCGAGCAGCAAAAAUUCGAGAAGCUGUAAAAUGGUUCAAGGAAUCCAAACCUGUUGAUGCCACCCUUUUCAAUGUUCUGGCUUCAUUACGUCGACAUAAUUUCAACAGGAUUGCUGAUGAGAUAGUACAAGAACUAGGAUUCACUGAAAACAAAGAAAAUCACAAGAUUGAUAGACUGGAUCGGGCAUUUGCUAUUGUUGAGUGGAAAAUGCCACCAGAAAGAGCUCGGAACUUUUGUGUAGAGUAUUUGAAGCUGAAUCAGACGCAGAUAAAGAAAAUAGAACAAGGUAAAUCAAAUCUGUACAUGAGAGAUGGACUUGCCUUAUGGCGAAGCCAAAAUAUCAAACCUGCAACUCUUGAAGACUUACUUGAAUAUUUGGUUGAAUCAAAUAAUGCUGAUAUCGCUGAUAUAAUUUGCAAGGAAUUUGGAAUGGAAUGGACUGAAGCCAUGAAGAAUGCGAGGAUUAUUGCAGUGGAACAUCACCAUGCUGAAGAGUCACAAAAAGAUAAUAAAGCCGGUCCUAUUCAUGACGGAAUUACAAUCAGUGGACCGACUCGUGAAACAGCUGACCCUCGCCCUCCCUCGACUGAUACAGUAGUGCCACCCCAAGGAGAAGCUGCCGAUGGAUUUCGUUAUCCCGAACCGAUCGCUGGACCAAGUACUGAACCUAAUGAUAAUGGGGCAGUUAGAGAGACUGUCCAAUCUCUGCAACCCCAUGGUGGUACUGGAGCGCAACCAGAAAUUGGGGCUUCUGGGGGACUACCGUUCCCCGAACCCGUCUCUGGACCAAUUACUGAACCCAAUUAUAAUGGGGCAGUUGAAGAGACCGUCCAACCUCGGCAACCGCUGGAUGAUACGGAAGUGCCACCCCAGAGUCGAGCUUUCGAUAGACCCCAUUGUUCAGAAUCGAUCCCUGGACCAAGUACUGAUCCGAAUGAUGGUGGGGCAGGGGAGGCACAAGGAGGACGACUGAUGCCUGACUCAGCGGCUAAAUCAGAAGAUGAUAAAGAAAUUAUGGAUAUUGAUGUAGAUGAUGAUAAACCUGAUCAUGGAGGUAAAGCCAGUGUGGAGGAUGAAAGUUAUGGACAAAAUGAUUCAUUUGAAGAACACAAAAAAACGUCAAAAUCAUCUGGAGCAAGGCCGAUAGUUGACGAACACGAAGAAGAAUCAUCCACAAAUUCUGAAUAAAGAAUAAUGACUACAAUGAGAUGAUAUUCGAUGAUUGAAGUUAUCUUUGAAGACUCUUCAAUGAUCAGGAUUUCUGCCCAGAUUUGGUAUACUCUCGUGAUGUUAUUGCGAUGUAUGGGAGGCAACAGCGACACUCAUAUGUUCCUCGAAAGCAUUGAUUUUUCCGUCUCUACUAUAAAAAGUAAAUUCAUAUCCAGACAUUUAUACCAAAUCAUUUCUUGGUUGGAGUGAAAUAAUUGCUGAAUUUCUCACUAUAACAUGGUGGUUCAUGUAAAUGCUAGCUGGUUACAACUUCUUCAACCAUCCAAAUCUUUGCAUCUGGAUUAAUCAACAACUCCUAUACCCAAAUAAACUGACAAUUGAUCUCGCUAUUCAUUGGCCAGCUUCUUUCUCCUUUAUAAUGAAAGAAAAAUCCUUUAUCAGAAUAAGAGCUUUUUUUUUCAAGUGAGGGGAAAGGUGAUAUUAUCCUAUAUGAGUUAAUUAGUACCGGUAAUUAACUACACCCCAAACAAAUAUUGAUAAAAAAAAACACAAUUCCAACUUUUAAUCUUUUUUUGUUCAAUACAUCUUCAUAUAGUAAUUCAAUAUAAGUUCAAGUACUUACCAUUACUACUAUUUUUUGCAUUAUGGUGCAUCUAGUGCAUAUAGACAUCAAAUACUUGUAAAUAUCUUUUUAUAGUUGUUUUUGUUUUUUAUUUACCUUAACAGCUUCCUUCAUUAUGUAUUUCAACAUUUUAUCAAAUCUUGUAAAAUUUUGGUGCUUUUUCUUUUUUGUCUGGCUACGCAACUGUUUUGUUUUUAUUUUCUCUUAUUUUGAUUUAGUUUUUUUCAUAUUACUCUAUAAUUCGUAAUACUCUCAUUUUUCAUGUUUUGUGUUACUCGAUUUGAAUCAUAAUCCAUUAGAAGAGAUGAAUUUUAUUGAUUUUUUCCCUUAUUUUAUUUGUCUUGAUGAUGAUGAUUUAUUUUUAAUUUUGUAAUGUUCUAUUUCAAUACAAUAUGUAUAAUUAGACAAAGAUUUUCUAUUCGUUUUGAAAGGAUUCAGAUAUAUUGUAGGUUGCCAUCAACAUCAUUGUUGCGAUUGGAUUUGUAGUACGGUUACUCACUAAUGACACAGUCUCGUGUCCUUCAUUUGUUGGGGUCACAUGUAGUUAUGAGGUGUUUCUACUCCACGCAAGUCUUUAGACGACCAAUACUGAUUCAUCAUUUCCUACCCAAGUUAUUACCCUCUGGAUAAGGUGGUUGAACCAAACAUCUCCGAACCUGUGAUGAAGGAUCUGGAUGACUGUCACCAGAAGAAUAAAAGCUUCAUUUACUACCAUCAUGGUGUAUGUCUUUCAGGAUACAUGGAUAGCGAUAAUUUUCUUCAAUCUUUGAAGCAGGCCUUCGCCACUGCAACCUCUACGACAUGGUGAGCCUGCAAUACAAUAAACCUCAUCUGAAUUGUAAGGGAUUAACCGCUUUUCAAAAUACUUUCUCGCACUCAUAAAAUUUUAGAAAUUUCUGUAAUUUUUUUUUUAUAUUCAAAACAUCACAUUUAUAUAGACACAAUAAUACAAAAAUAUCAAUGCACUUGAAAAAACGAGCUUAUGAUAAUUUUCCACUUCUUCAUAUGGAUUGACAGUUCACCAUUUCUAGUUGCAUUGAUCUUUUCACAGUUAAUAAUGUUUUUUAUUAUAUAUAAAAAUCGAGGCCUCAUUACAAAGUUUACAUUUGUAUAUGAAAUAUCUGGCACAUAAUAAAACACAAUUUAUACCUUGGUUUUGCCCUACCCCUAAUAAAAUUUCUCUGUGUCAAAUUGUGGUUUAAUCUAUACUUCAACAGUUAGCCAUGCAUUGACUCUUUUCCAAAAUUCACAGAAAUAAAAUGAGAGUAACACAGUUUCCACAUACAUAUCCCAAAAGUACACUUUGGACAUGGUGUCUUAUUUAUUCCAUAUAGCAGGUCAUUUGUGCGCACUGCUCACAAAGGAAAUUUAACAUGGUAGGAGCGGAGUUUCGAUUAUUAGAGCAAUAAAAAACUUUUUCAUACAGUGCCAACCAAUUAUCCAAGUUCCUGUAACGUACUACUUCUUCUUGGCUAAACCUUCCAUCUUACCGUAUAUUCUGUACGUUUCAAACCCUAUCUAAGGGUUUGU